Molecule: messenger RNA, 1424 nt
Organism: Seriola dumerili (greater amberjack)
Lineage: Eukaryota; Metazoa; Chordata; Actinopteri; Carangiformes; Carangidae
Gene: crlf1b
Product: cytokine receptor-like factor 1
Exons: 8
Coding region: 1-1170 (389 amino acids)
Biological process (GO): cytokine-mediated signaling pathway
Cellular component (GO): external side of plasma membrane
Molecular function (GO): cytokine receptor activity; protein binding
Source: RefSeq, a predicted model, not a curated record
AUGCUUUCCUUCGUGUUUCUGCUCCUGCUUGCUCCGCAUGUGUUGUUCUCCUCGACACAUGUAGCCGUGAUCUCCCCACAGGAUCCAGUGCUGUGUAUCGGUUCCAGCCUGACAGCCACAUGCACACUGAGGCCUGAGCUCGGCCUCCAUGCCAGCACAUUGUACUGGACGCUGAAUGGGAUGCGUCUGCCCAGCAGCACAUUCAGCGUGGCGUCCUCCGACGUGCUGAGUGUCACCCUUCACAACCUGAAUGGCUCCCAGCAGCAGUCUGGAGACAACCUGGUGUGUCACGGAGCAGAUGGACACAUCCUGGGUGGCUCUUGUCUCUAUGUGGGCAUGCCUCCAGAAAAACCGGUCAAUUUAACGUGUUGGUCCCGCAACACGAAGGACCUGAGCUGCAAGUGGAGCCCUGGGGGGCCGGGUGAAACCCACAUCCGAACCAAAUACACCCUCAAGUACAAAUUGAGGUGGUACGGGAGAGAGAAGGAGUGUGAAAAUUACGGCUCGGGGAAGCAGCGGUACUCCUGCUACAUUCCCCGCAACCUCGCCCUCUUCACCCCGUAUGAGAUUUGGGUGGAGGCAACCAAUCAGCUGGGCUCUGCCACCUCUGACAUCACCACCCUGGACAUCCUGGAUGUAGUGACCACAGACCCUCCUGCCAACGUGCAGGUGGGUCGCGUCGGCGACCUCGACGACCAGCUGACGGUCCGCUGGGCCAGCCCCCCCGAGCUCAAGGACAUCCUGUUUCAGGCCAAAUAUCAGAUCCGCUACAGACUAGAGGACAGCACUGAAUGGAAGGUGGUGGAUGAUGUUGGUAACCAGACAUCAUGUCGGCUGGCAGGCCUUCAGCCUGGAACCGUCUAUUUUGUCCAGGUGAGGUGCAACCCAGUUGGCAUCUAUGGCUCAAGAAAGGCCGGUAUCUGGAGUGACUGGAGUCACCCAACUGCCGCCUCCACUCCCAGCAGUGAGCGUCUGCAGAGCGGCUCGUGUGAUCCUAAGCCCGGUGAGCAGAACUCCACCCUGCGGCGGGAACUCAAGCAGUUCUUCGGCUGGGUCCGCAAGCAUGCGUACGGCUGCAGCGGCAUGUCAAUCAAACUAUAUGAUCAAUGGCGGGUGUGGCUGCAGAAAUCGCACAGAACGCGCAACCAGGUAGAUUCUACAAGACGAUAAUUCAUAGCACCACUGCUCAGCACCGCUGUGGUGUUUAAUUCAAGAACAGCAUCAAGGAACACUGACAGAUAACUGGCCCCGAGUGUCCCAGCUGUGCGAGAGGUCCAACGGCCCGGCCGAGGGACACUGCAGUGUUUGGUCAUCAGCCUUGAGUUUAAAGGGCCCGGCUGGAAGACAACUGAAGUGAGACAAUGCAGCCUUUUUCUGCCAUUUCCGCUCGCCAAAUCUGUCUUUGCACAAACUCUUACAUUUAG